Messenger RNA from Eutrema salsugineum, 1279 nucleotides. RefSeq names its product lactosylceramide 4-alpha-galactosyltransferase. Bases 56 to 1279 code for a protein of 407 amino acids. The record is from RefSeq and is a predicted model, not a curated record. The transcript has a single exon. Lineage: Eukaryota; Viridiplantae; Streptophyta; Magnoliopsida; Brassicales; Brassicaceae.
AAACGUAAAGCUAAGAAGUACACAUCGAACAAGAGUUUUCUUCAAAAGAUUAAAGAUGCGAGCUAGGAAGUUACCAUUAUUCGCGAUCUUCGCGGUUUGUGCUUUAUUGUAUCUCCUCUACAUGGAAUCUCCAACAUAUACUGUCUCCGAAGAUAAGCCACCGUUCAAAGCAAACGUACCUCUUCCUAGAACCAAUGUCCCCAUGAGUAGUAGUAGUAGUAGUAGUAGCAGUGUCUCGGUUGUGGCCUCAGAUCAAAAAGAAAAGGAGGAGUUAGAUCCGUUGGUACCUCCUCCAAAAGCUAGGAAGAGCCAGAGAAUUGAGUGGUUCAGAAGAAAGCUACCUGAGCUGGAUAUACUAAAGUCGACGAGCAAGAGCACUAGGUUCCAUGAAAGAGUUUUGGAGUUGUACAAAAGCAAUUGCUCAGCUCAGUUCUUUAUGAUUUGGCUUUCUCCGGCAAAAUCCUUUGGACCAAGAGAGAUGUUAGCUGUUGAUACACUCUUCACCACCAAUCCCGGAGCUUGCUUGGUGAUUUUGUCCAACUCCUUAGACUCACCCAAAGGAAACACCAUCCUCAAGCCAUUCCUUGAUCGUGGUUACAACCUCGUUGCUGUAACUCUCGAUAUCCCAUUCCUCGUCAAGAACACUCCUGCAGAAGCUUGGCUGAAAAAGCUAAAAAGUGGCAACAUGGAUCCUGGUUCUAUCCCUCUGUUCAUGAAUCUCUCUGAUCUAACAAGACUCGCCGUGCUCUACAAGUACGGAGGAGUCUACCUAGACACAGACAUCAUCUUCCUUAAAGAUAUGAAGGGACUGAGAAACGCAAUUGGGGCACAGAGCUUGGAUCCAGAAACCAAAAGAUGGACAAGACUAAACAACGCAGUGAUGGUCUUUGACCUCUACCAUCCGCUUAUGCGAGAGUUCUUGCACGAGUAUGCCACUACUUUCGAUGGAAACAGAUGGGGACACAACAGUCCUUACCUAGUCUCUAGAGUUAUCGAGAGAUUAGGAUGCAAACCUGAGUACAACCUCACAAUCUUCCCGCCUGAUGCUUUUUAUCCAGUGAAUUGGCUUCAGAUCCCAAGGCUUUUCAAGAAACCUGCAACCACAAGAGAAGCAGAAUGGGUAGAGAGGACAGUAGACGACUUGAGCCAAGGGAGUUACAUGAUACAUCUGUGGAAUAAAGUCACAAGGAAGAUUAAGAUUGAAGAAGGAAGCGUCAUGCACAAACUCAUCUCCACUCACUGCACAGUCUGCGGAAACAUCACAAAUUCUCACACUUAA